GAAUCUGGUAUGGAAUUCUGGAAGGCAUUGGAAUUCUUUCUGUUAUCACAAAUGCAUUUGUUAUAGCUGUGACUUCAGACUUCAUCCCUCGGCUAGUUUAUGCUUACAAAUAUGGACCUUGUGCAGGCCAAGGAGAAGCUGGACAAAAGUGUAUGGUUGGCUAUGUUAAUGCCAGUUUAUCAGUAUUUCUGGUGUCUGACUUUGAAAACCGUUCAGAACCAGCAUCAAACGGAAGUGAAUUCUCCGGCUCACCAUUGAAAUAUUGCAGGUACAGAGACUAUCGAGACCCUCCUCAUGCCCCAGUGCCCUAUGGCUACACACUGCAAUUCUGGCAUGUUUUAGCAGCACGAUUGGCUUUUAUUAUAGUUUUUGAGCACCUUGUCUUUUGCAUAAAGCACCUGAUUUCCUAUUUAAUCCCAGACCUUCCAAAAGAUCUGAGGGAUCGGAUGAGGAGAGAAAAGUACUUGAUUCAGGAAAUGAUGUAUGAGGCUGAGCUGGAACGUCUACAGAAAGAGCGGAAGGAGAGAAAGAAAAAUGGAAAAUCAUAUCACAAUGAGUGGCCGUGACUGGCUUCACAAGAGCACUACCUUCAAGAGAAUGGGAAAAAUAAAUGCAAUUUCAGUGCAUGCCACAGACAUUUUACAUAGCCAAGCAGGUCAGUACACUUCAGAGGAUUUACUGUGAAAUUGUUUUGCAGUCCAGUGUAUGAUUGAUAUCCAUAGAUCAUUCUCAACAGAGCGAGCAUGUACUUCAUGGGCAAUUAUACUCAAGUUUUUAAAACCAAGGAAAAAUUGUAUACUGGGACUGUUUUUCAGCCUGUUUGCUACGUUUUUUGCAUUCUGUCCCAUGUUGGUUUUACAAAUCUUAGAAUAAUACAUGUAUAUGAAGAACCUGGAUACUUUGACAAAAAAUGCCUAAUUCAACUCCACCACCUACUUUCAAGCCACCAAAUAAUACAACUGAAACCCUGUUUACAAUUCAAUUCUUUUUUAUUUCAGA
Messenger RNA from Alligator sinensis (Chinese alligator), 999 nucleotides. Its product is annotated as anoctamin-4-like. Lineage: Eukaryota; Metazoa; Chordata; Crocodylia; Alligatoridae. Gene Ontology annotation, biological process: chloride transmembrane transport. Gene Ontology annotation, cellular component: plasma membrane. The record is from RefSeq and is a predicted model, not a curated record. The annotation marks the transcript as partial. The transcript has 5 exons. Gene Ontology annotation, molecular function: chloride channel activity.